AUGAAGGUCCUCCUGCUUUCUGGUGACUUUAUCGAGGACUACGAGCUCUACGCUCCUCUCCAGGCCCUCGAGAUGCUGGGCAUCGACGUCCACAUUGUCUGCCCAGACAAGAAGGUCGGUGAAGAGAUCCAGACCGCACUCCACAUUCUUGAGCCAGGCCGCCAAACCUACUCUGAGAAGCCCGGUCACCCCUUCAACAUCACUCACGACUUUGCCGAGGAGACCAAGAGCCUCGACAAGUACGCGGGCCUCAUCGUACCCGGCGGUCGUUUCCCCGAGUAUCAGAGGUAUGACAAGCGGGUACUUGAUGUCAUUCGCUUCUUCAUGAGCCAGAACAAGCCCGUUGCCGCCCUCUGCCAUGGCCUGCAGCUCCUUGCCGCUGCCGGGGUGCUCAAGGGCCGCUCGUGCUCUGCGUUCCCCAUGUGCCAGCUUGAUGUCGAGGGCGGUGGUGGCAAGUACGUCGACUACGAGGCGUUCUCCAAGAAUGCCUACGUCGACGGCAACCUCGUGUCGGCACCAGCUUACCCUGCCAUCGGAGUGUGGCUGAAGGAGUUUAUCAAGCUCCUCGGUGUCAAAGUCCAGCUUCCCUGA
This is a messenger RNA of Cutaneotrichosporon cavernicola, 591 nucleotides long. RefSeq lists its product as uncharacterized. The record is from RefSeq and is a predicted model, not a curated record. The transcript is spliced from 4 exons. Lineage: Eukaryota; Fungi; Basidiomycota; Tremellomycetes; Trichosporonales; Trichosporonaceae. The coding region runs from base 1 to 591 and encodes 196 amino acids.